Molecule: messenger RNA, 609 nt
Organism: Paramecium octaurelia
Lineage: Eukaryota; Ciliophora; Oligohymenophorea; Peniculida; Parameciidae
Source: the annotation of a GenBank genome assembly
AUGUCAGACUCUGAUAGUGAAUCCUAACUGCUUUAUCAAUCGAUUGCUGAACAGUAAUAUGAUGUGGAAGAUAAGCAAGUCAUGGUGAGUAGUCUUACAGAUAUGGCUGAAGCAUAAGACGAAUCUAUUCAAAUUAAUUUUGAUAGAGAAAUGAUCUCAAAAUUGGAAGAGGAUAUUGUCUUAUUGCAAAGAAAGAAUAUUUAUCUCACUGAUUAAUUGAAGGAUAGGGACAACUAAAUCGCCCUCCUCAAAGAGAAAUUGCAAAAGCAAACUGCUAUUAAUGAAACUCAUCAAAUUGCUGAAGUAUAACUAAAAUAAUAAAUUGAAGAAUUAAAGAUAAAAAUUACAGAACUUCAUUAUCAAAAGGCCAUGAGUCAAACUAAAGUUCAGACUAUUCCUAAAAUUAAUUUAGAUUUUAGUUGGGUUAAUCAUAUCGAAAGAGAUCAUUCUCAUGAUGGGUUGUUAGAACGUUAUGAUCAGAUGAAAGUUGCUAAGCGACUUGCACCCAUCUAAAUUAAACAGCCCAAUUAAAUACAGCAUAGUCCCUAUUUCGAACAGUUAUCUGAAAGGAAACCUAUCACAUAAAGAAAACGUCCUAAUAAUUAAUGA